Oncorhynchus nerka (sockeye salmon) is the source of this 2830-nucleotide messenger RNA. RefSeq names its product F-box protein 45 (gene fbxo45). The record is from RefSeq and is a predicted model, not a curated record. The transcript has 3 exons. The coding region runs from base 715 to 1596 and encodes 293 amino acids. NCBI's taxonomy places the organism in Eukaryota, Metazoa, Chordata, Actinopteri, Salmoniformes, Salmonidae. Gene Ontology annotation, cellular component: SCF ubiquitin ligase complex; synapse. Gene Ontology annotation, molecular function: protein binding. Gene Ontology annotation, biological process: synapse assembly involved in innervation; proteasome-mediated ubiquitin-dependent protein catabolic process.
AUUACUGCAUUGUCGGAACUAGAAGCACAAGCAUUUCGCUACACUCGCAUUAACAUCUGCUAACCAUGUGUAUGUGACAAAUAAAGUGUGAUUUGAUUUGAUUUAGGAACCAGUUGUAUAAAAGUGAUAAUGUCCUCGAAGCAGGUGUUUUGGAGGAUAUGGCACCCGUGCCGAUAUCUUCCAAAAAACGCCUUCGAGGGCAUUAUCACUUAAUUAGGGCAACCCACAAAAUAGAAAUUGACCAUGUGAACAGAUCUAGGAUCAAUCAGUAAAUCAUACUACAAAUUUGAGGAUGGACUCUUAGGGAUAAAAAUCUAAACUGCCUGUAGAUCAGCUGCGAGGGCCGCUGUAUGACCGACAAAAGGUCCUAACAGGUACACAAAGUAAAAUACACCUAUUAUAAUUUAAGACAAAACGUUGAUCAUGGGAUUAUCUUUGUCUCCUUCUUUAUAAUUGAAGAUGGCGGAUCAGAAUAAAUAUUUAAUUUAUAAAUAUAUGAUUUAUCAUUGCCAUACAAAAAUGUCCGGGACCUGACUGGAUUUCGCGUUUGUUUCCACUUUGCCAACCGGGUCUGGGUCCAUCGAAUUAAAUGCCUGACAAUAUCACCGCCGUGAUUUAGCUAGUAUUUAGAAAUGGUGCAUUUUAAUACAUUUUAGUUAACAAUUUAUGCUGUAAAACACUGUUCAUCGGUCGUUAUUCUCAAUUUAGCAAAUUAUGUCGGGAGCGGCCGCCGGAGGGGCGUCCUCUUGCAUCGGCGCAGCCGCUGCCAGUUGUAGCUCAGCUGGGUCGUCCUAUGUUGCAGCGGGCGGGGAAGUGGGAAUAGCAGGCAGGCUACCUAGUCGGGUUCUGGAGCAUGUGUUCUCCUAUCUGGACUUGUAUGAUUUGAUGCGGUGCUCGUUGGUGUGCUGGCACUGGAACAACUGCCUCGCCGAUGAGAACAGCGAGGUGUGGCGGAGUCUGUGCGCUCGCUCUCUUAGUGAAGAGGCACUGCGCUCCGACAUUCUUUGCAAUCUGACAACAUACAAGGGAAAGCUCAAGUCCUACCUGCACGCUCUGAGUUCCCACGACUGCUCACGCAACGUCUACGUGAAGAAGAACGGUUUCACCCUUCACCGCAACCCCAUCGCCCAGAGCACAGAUGGAGCCCGCGGCAAGAUCGGCUUCUCUGAGGGCCGCCAUGCCUGGGAGAUCUGGUGGGAGGGGCCCCUGGGGACCGUGGCAGUGAUCGGCAUUGCCACCAAGCGUGCUGCCAUGCAAUGCCAGGGCUAUGUGGCCCUCCUGGGCAGUGACGACCAGAGCUGGGGCUGGAAUCUGGUGGAUAACAACCUGCUCCACAAUGGGGAGGUGAACGGGAACUUCCCUCAGUGCAACAACGCACCCAAAUACCAGUGUAAUGGUGUCCGUCCACAGAUCGGGGAGAGGAUACGAGUGAUUCUUGACAUGGAUAACAAGACCUUGGCCUUCGAGAGAGGCUUUGAGUUUCUGGGAGUGGGCUUCAGAGGGUUGCCUAAAGCCUGCCUCUUCCCGGCUGUCUCAGCUGUCUAUGGCAACACUGAGGUGACCAUGGUCUACCUUGGCAAGCCUCUGGAUGGAUAGCACCGCCACAACACCCGCUGGUGCCACGUCACAUCAGGUGUGCCAAGGAUAAUGACUGAUGGUUGACACCGAGAGGAUUCUAAACGAACAUUCCACAACCACAGGAAUGGACUACAAAAUCAACAUGGAUGAGAGUGAACUAUUGAUGGACAAGAGGGUUUGACUAGGUUUUUGGGAAGUGAUAAUUGAUGGGGGGUGGGGGACUGGGGGCUGUUUCAAAGGUGUUUCUGACUCAACGUGGAUCCUAUCCACUUCAGCUGCUGGACCAUUUUAUUUACAGUACAGGAGGACUUUACUAGUUUUUUAAUGUUAUUUUAUGAAGUAACAACACUGAGUCCUGUACAUGCGGACGGUUUUAUGAGGCAAAACCAAAUAUGAACUGUGGCAAAUAAAGACAAAUCAUAACGUGUGUGUGACAAUGCAAGCUGUAACAUUUCUAGAGUACACGUGUAACUGCCAUGGAUGGAACAGCAAGGGGGACACUUCAGAGGACUAUACCGUAUGGGACACUUGGAAAAGACUGCUUCAGUAGAAAAGCUAGUCAUUGCAGUAUAACUGAAACGUCUCCUCUCUUCAGAUACAUUGUAUAGGAGAGCAGAAGUGAGGAGACCAUGCUACUGUGAAUCCAUUUUAAUUGUGGUGGUAUUCAUCAUAGUAUUUCAUGAUAUUUAUUUAUAGGUUUUAAUUCGUGGUACUAUUGAAGAGGUCAUGGAACCUUCAAAAUAAAGUCUACCUGGUGCCAGUCUGUAAUUGAUUGAUUGAGUGUUUCAUAAUGCUUCCACAAGAGGGCAAUCAUUGACUUCUAUAUUCUAUAUAAAAUAAGAACCACCCAAUGAUAUUUGUUGUGAAAUCUGUGAAUGUAUUGUCAUUUUUUUUAAAUUGUAUAAACUGCCUUAAUUUUGCUGGACCCCUUGGCAGCAGCAGCUAAUGGGGAUCCAUAAUAAAUACAAAUAGGACAUUAUUUGACUUACUUCCCAAAUUGAAAGCCAACUUUCAAUGUCUCUAGUCAUAUUGUACUCUCCCUUUUAUCUACAAUCAAAUGAUUUCUGUUUUGUCUGACUUUCUCAUACAAUUGGUGUUUGUGGGCUGAGUUAACUGCAGCACCAUGUAAUUUCCUAUGCCCCAGGUGACAAGUGUUGGCAGGUUUCUGAUAUAAACUGAACAAAAAUAUAAAUGCAACAUGUAAUGUGUUGGUCCCAUGUUUCAUGAGCUGAAAUAAAAGAUCCCAAGAAUU